Eleginops maclovinus (Patagonian blennie) is the source of this 1230-nucleotide messenger RNA. RefSeq lists its product as uncharacterized. Lineage: Eukaryota; Metazoa; Chordata; Actinopteri; Perciformes; Eleginopidae. The record is from RefSeq and is a predicted model, not a curated record. The annotation marks the transcript as partial. The transcript is spliced from 2 exons.
AGUAGUAAUAGUAGUAAUAGUAGUAACAGUAGUAGUAGUAGUAACAGUAGUAAUAGUAGUAAUAGUAGUAGUAGUAGUACUAACAGAAGUAACAGUAGUAAUAGUAGUAAUAGUAGUAACAGUAGUAAUAGUAGUAACAGUAGUAAUAGUAGUAACAGUAGUAGUAGUAGUAACAGUAGUAAUAGUAGUAAUAGUAGUAGUAGUAGUACUAACAGUAGUAACAGUAGUAAUAGUAGUAAUAGUAGUAACAGUAGUAAUAGUAGUAAUAGUAGUAACAGUAGUAGUAGUAGUAACAGUAGUAAUAGUAGUAAUAGUAGUAACAGUAGUAGUAGUAGUAACAGUAGUAAUAGUAGUAAUAGUAGUAACAGUAGUAAUAGUAGUAGUAGUAGUACUAACAGUAGUAACAGUAGUAAUAGUAGUAGUAGUAGUACUAACAGUAGUAACAGUAGUAAUAGUAGUAGUAGUAGUACUAACAGUAGUAACAGUAGUAAUAGUAGUAAUAGUAGUAGUAGUAGUAACAGUAGUAAUAGUAGUAAUAGUAGUAACAGUAGUAAUAGUAGUAGUAGUAGUACUAACAGUAGUAACAGUAGUAAUAGUAGUAGUAGUAGUACUAACAGUAGUAACAGUAGUAACAGUAGUAAUAGUAGUAGUAGUAGUAACAGUAGUAAUAGUAGUAAUAGUAGUAACAGUAGUAGUAGUACUAACAGUAGUAACAGUAGUAAUAGUAGUAAUAGUAGUAAUAGUAGUAAUAGUAGUAACAGCAGUAGUAGUAGUAAUAGUAGUAACAGUAGUAAUAGUAGUAACAGUAGUAGUAGUAGUAACAGUAGUAAUAGUACUAACAGUAGUAACAGUAGUAAUAGUAGUAGUAGUAGUACUAACAGUAGUAAUAGUAGUAGUAGUAGUACUAACAGUAGUAACAGUAGUAACAGUAGUAAUAGUAGUAGUAGUAGUAACAGUAGUAAUAGUAGUAACAGUAGUAACAGCAGUAGUAGUAGUAAUAGUAGUAACAGUAGUAAUAGUAGUAAUAGUAGUAAUAGUAGUAAUAGUAGUAACAGUAGUAGUAGUAGUAAUAGUAGUAACAGUAGUAAUAGUAGUAAUAGUAGUAAUAGUAGUAACAGUAGUAAUAGUAGUAACAGCAGUAGUAGUAGUAAUAGUAGUAACAGUAGUAAUAGUAGUAACAGUAGUAAUAGUAGUAGCAGUAGUAGUAAUAGUAGUAAUAGUAGUAAUAGU